Messenger RNA from Anolis carolinensis (green anole), 4204 nucleotides. Its product is annotated as zinc finger protein 709. The transcript has a single exon. The record is from RefSeq and is a predicted model, not a curated record. Lineage: Eukaryota; Metazoa; Chordata; Lepidosauria; Squamata; Anolidae. Gene Ontology annotation, molecular function: RNA polymerase II cis-regulatory region sequence-specific DNA binding; DNA-binding transcription factor activity, RNA polymerase II-specific. The coding region runs from base 1164 to 2684 and encodes 506 amino acids. Gene Ontology annotation, biological process: regulation of DNA-templated transcription.
UAAGAAAUCGCACAGAGAAUCUUUGUGCACCGUUUCCGUUGUACCUGAGGAAGGAUUGUUCAUUGUUUGGCAAGUGUUAAAGUAUUUCUCACCGGGCAAUGGGCACCUUCCCUCUUCUCCUGGGUUUGCUACAGCAUGAGACUUGUUCUUCAUGUUGCCGAUAAGUUUCUGGCCCCAGUGCAAGGUGCUGCUUAUCACCUACAAAGCCCUAAACAGUUCGGGUCUAGCCUAUCUUUGCGAUCACAUUUUCUGCCAUGAACCUGCACGGGCUCUGAGAUCCGCAGGGGAGGCCCUUCUUUUGCUUCCACCACCGUCUCAAGCACAGUUGGUGGCGCCGAGGAAGACGACCUUCUCAGCAGUGGUCCCCCGGCUCAGGAACUGCCUCCCUGGGGAGAUCAGACUAGCCCACACCCUGACCACCUUUCGGAAAGGCCUAAAAACUUGCUGUUCCAAUGUGCUUUAGAUUAAUCAGUUUCAACAUGUCUUGGCUUCUUUAGCCCUAACUUAAUAUCUGGCUCUUGCACUUUGUUAUUAGUACCCCCCUCCCAUGUAGUAUACUGGACAGGUCCCGCCCAAGCCUCUUAGCUCUCAACAUGCCCACUGUGCCGGACUAUUGCCUGGUUGUUAUGGAUUUCAUGUUCUUACAAUGUUUAUAUAUAAUUUAUUGAACUAUAAGGUACUUUUAUGUUCACAUAUCUGUAAUUUUGUUUUUGGGCUUGGUCCCCAUGUAAACCACCCCAAGUACCUCUGGAGAGAUGGGGUGGGAAACAAGAGUAAAGUGGUUUUGUUGUUGUUGGCGGCGGCGGCGGUGGUGGUGUUAUUUUCCAUGAACUCUUUCUCUGUUCAACUCCUGAAGAGAUUUUCCUCUCAUUUGUCUGGCAGGUAACGUCUACCCAAGUUCUGUGAAGAACACGUUGUGAGAGCUUUGCCCGAGGAGUGCUCUAAGUCUAAAGUGACUUCAAAAUACACAGCAAUGACAACAAGAAAAAAUAAGUAGUAGAAAAUAUAUUUCAAGCUAGAAACCUAUGAAAUAAGAUUGUGCUGAAAAAAGAGAGGCUUGGGAAAGCGAGCAGAAGGCUACAGCAAUACAAAGACUGUGCUGUUUGGGAGGUUAUAUCUGUGAAGAACCUCUGGCAUAAUCUUUGAAUUAUAAAUAUAAAAGAAUGGCAAGUCCUCUACCUCCCUAUCCUAGAUCACACACACGGGAGAAGUUACAUCAGUGUAUGGAAUGUGGGAAACAAUUUGAUUGGAAAAGUUCUCUUAUUGUACAUGAACGGACCCACACAGGGGAGAAGCCCUAUAAAUGCAUGGAAUGUGGAGGAGGCUUCAGUCACAGUGGCAGUCUGCGUUCCCAUCAAACGACCCACACAGGGGAGAAGCCACAUAAAUGCAUGGAAUGUGGAGGAAGCUUCAGUCGGAGUGAUAGCCUACGUUCCCACCAAAGGACCCACACAGGGGAGAAGCCAUAUCAAUGCAAAGAAUGUGCAGAAAGCUUCAGUCACAGUGGCAAUCUACGCUCCCAUCAAAGGACCCACACAGGGGAGAAGCCCUAUAAAUGCAUGGAAUGUGGAGGAAGCUUCAGUCAGAGUGGACAUCUACAUUCCCAUCAAAGGACCCACACAGGGGAGAAGCCAUAUAAAUGCAUGGAAUGUGGAAGAAGCUUCAGUCAGAGUGGCAGUCUACGUUCCCAUCAAAGGAAGCACACAGGGGAGAAGCCAUAUCAAUGCAAAGAAUGCGGAGAAAGCUUCAGUCACAGUGCAGGUCUGCGUAACCAUCAAAAGACCCACACAGGGGAGAAGCCACACAAAUGCAUGGAAUGUGGAAAGAGCUUCAGUCAGAGUGGCAGUCUACAUUCUCAUCAAAGGAGCCACACAGGGGAGAAGCCAUAUAAAUGCAUGGAAUGUGGAAAGAGCUUCAGUCAGAGUAGCAGUCUGCGUUCCCAUCAAAAGACCCACACAGGGGAGAAACCAUAUCAAUGCAUAGAAUGUGGAAGAAGCUUCAGUCGCAGUGACACUCUACGUUUCCAUCAAAGGAAGCACACAGGGGAGACGCCAUAUAAAUGCAUGGAAUGUGGAAAGAGCUUCAGUCAGAGUGGCAGUCUACAUUCUCAUCAAAGGACCCACACAGGGGAGAAGCCAUAUAAAUGCAUGGAAUGUGGAAAGAGCUUCAGUCAGAGUAGCAGUCUGCGUUACCAUCAAAAGACCCACACAGGGGAGAAGCCAUAUAAAUGCAUAGAAUGUGGAAGAAGCUUCAGUCGCAGUGACACUCUACGUUUCCAUCAAAGGAAGCACACAGGGGAGACGCCAUAUAAAUGCAUGGAAUGUGGAAAGAGCUUCUGUCGGAGUGCAAGACAGCAUAACCAUCAAAAGACCCACACAGGGGAGAAGCCACACAAAUGCAUGGAAUGUGGAAAGAGCUUCAGUCGGAGUGGCAGUCUACGUUCCCAUCAAAGGAAGCACACAGGGGAGAAGCCAUAUAAAUGCAUAGAAUGUGGAGAAAGCUUCCGUUGGAGUGGCAGCCUACGUUCCCAUCAAAGGAAGCACACAGGGGAGCAGCCACACAAAUGCAUGGAUUGUGGAAAGAGCUUCAGUCGGAGUGGCAGUCUACGUUCCCAUCAAAGGACCCUCAUGGGGGAGAAGCCACAUAAAUGCACGGAAUGUGGAAAGAGCUUUAGGGAACAUUAGACAUCACAGAACUUAUGCGCCAAUAGAGGAGAUCUGUCUUUGAAUUUCUGAGCUCUCUUUAAAAGAACAUUGGAAGGAAAGAGGAAAGCCAUCACCUUGCUCUCUCUCUCUCUCCCAUGAACCACAGUUUGACUGCUACUCAGAGGUCUCACUCAGAGGGGGCUUUUUUCAGAAUUGCAGUAAGCUUUGUAGGCAUUCACCUAACCUCCUCCACAAGGAAACCCAUUGCAGGCUUCUAGAAUGAUCUGUGAAAGUUUGCUGAAAUGAGCAGCUUCUAAGAUCUCUGGAUAAAAGGGUUCUGAAAAAGAAUAGCUCUUUGGAAGCAGAUAACGUCAUAUCUUCAUACUCUUGUUUCAUGUCUUGACUCUACUGCCCCUCGGUUAACAUUUUGGGCUCUAGCCCUGUCCCUGUAACCCUUUUCUGGACUUUGUUGCAUCCUGAAUCUUUGAUGCUAAAUUCUGGACUGACUUCCUGGUUUCGUUUAUGACUUUGGACUUUGUUUGUAUCCUUGACUUUCUGGCUUGACUUUCGGGACUCUGAAUUCGGUUUGUACUCUUUAUUUCUUGGUUGUUAUUUGAUCAACUCUGCUGAAUGAACUCCUGGCAUGUGACCAUUGGACUGUAACCUUGGCCAUUGUUUCUUCUUGCUCCUGACCUGGAUCUGCUGUAGUUGACUUGUUGUGAUGUCCCAUGGACCCUUGGGCCGUGAACCUGACUCCAUUGUGGAGCACAGUGAUGAGGAAACAAGUUUUGUGCCGAUUCAGCAAGACUCUGCCCCGUUCCAGAUGUUCCCUAUUGACAAUUCUAGUUCAACGCUCAUUAAAAAGGCCCUUGAAACGGAGUCUUCUCUUCCCAGUUCCCCUCCCUUUGAUAGAAGGAUGUUUGUGGAAACUAACAGGCAGGAGAAAGCUGGCAGGAGACGAAGUGUGUGAUUAGCAGCAAGGGAAUCUGCUGAUUAACCUAUUUUCCCCUGAGAAUUCUAAGGGAGGAUUGCAUCUGGUCAAGAUGUUGUUCUAGCUCUUUUCCCUUGGGAAAAGAGCAUUUGAGACACCUGUUCUGAGGGAAGAUUCAAAGUUCUUUAAAAGUUCUGUGCGCUGGCUAGGCAGCGCGGAGUCAACGUGACAGUUGAAGGGAUAACUUCGUUCCCAGCCAAGUGUGGACCGCGUCGGAGUCCACUACCUUUCAGCCUAGCCGUGCCUUGUCCAGCCGUGUUCCUUGCCUUGCCUUGCCGUGAUUCCAGCCUUGCCUUGUCAUGUCGUGUAUACAGCCUUGUCUACAAUUCCUUGCCUCGGACUUGUUUUGAACUCUAGUGAAGACUUGGACUUUUCCCCACUCAAACUAUUUGGAAGUUUGAGUGCGUUUCGGUUUCUUGGAUUACAAACUUUGAACUUUAAUAUCAGACAUUGGACACUAUGUUAUUGGACUAUAUUCAACCUUUCCCAAAAGGUCUAUUGCUGAACUAUAUCUUCUGCUUCUUUUUGUUUCAUCUCUUCAUUUCCUUAAUAAAGAUAUUAGAUUGUU